Molecule: messenger RNA, 1479 nt
Organism: Mesoplodon densirostris (Blainville's beaked whale)
Lineage: Eukaryota; Metazoa; Chordata; Mammalia; Artiodactyla; Ziphiidae
Product: collagen alpha-1(I) chain-like
Exons: 5
Coding region: 1-1479 (492 amino acids)
Source: RefSeq, a predicted model, not a curated record
AUGCCCCAUGUCUUAGAGCUGCCUCCCGCGCGCGACCCCCAGAGGGCGAAAGGGGCUGAACCUGGAGACUGGGCCUUGCGACUUAGCAUCUGGCGGAGCGGCCAUCUGAGCGUCCUCCCCAAAGCCAAGGACGCGGGCCGCUCCCACGCGGGCUGCUACCUUCGUAGUGCCGGGUCGGCCAAGGCGCCAGAGCGCGGACAGGCAAAGGGACCCGCGCUGAACGUUUGCCGGCUCCUGUCCCCACGCGGCCCUCCAAUUCCCCCGCCGGGCCUGGCGCCCUCGGCACGAUUCCUUCUCCCUCUGCGACAACCGGUCCUCACUCGCGGGGCCCGCACUGUGCCCAGCGUCGCCCCACACCCCACCCCGCGGGUGGAGCACGAAGGAUCCGGGUGCGGAACAGGGCCGUCGCCCGCGGAUGGAAAAAUGGAGAACGAAUUAAGCUGCGAGGUUCCGGGGCAGCGGAGGCGAGAACUGAAACCCAGUCCAGGCGCCCGCAAGUCCCGGCUCUGCCGCCAGCAGGUCGCCGAGCACCGGGCGCCCUGCGGCCAGGCUGACGCCCUAGCGUUCGCCCCUCUACCCUCGCCCAGCCUGGCUCCCUCUCCCCCUCCAAAUGGGAGACUUCGGAUGGGGGCCGCCCCCGGCACCCUUCCCCGGGCCACCGAGCCCGAGGUGACCCGGAGUUGGGGAAAACGCCCAGGCAGGCGCCGCGACCUGGCGGCGGAGCGAGAGACAGGAAAGUGUCAAGGAAGCGCGAAGCCCAAGUGCAAAAACAGCAUCUCCUCCCUCGCCUCCACCCACCAGCCCUGGAAGCAGAGCCCGCCCGGGGCAUCUCCCAAAGCCGCGGCUGCGGGGCUGAGGGCUCUAGGCCCUGCGGUCCUGCACGUGGGGUCCCGCUCACCCGAGGGGCCGCCGGCUCCCGUGGCCCGCGCCCGUCCCCCGCGAGGGGCGCCCUGCGCCUCUGGCCGCGCGGGCCGGGUGAUGGAUGGCAGCGGAGCCGGCGGCCUGUCAGGCCUUAUUGAUGAGGUGCGCGCCGACGGCCGCCGCGUAACCCGAGGCGGCGGGCGGCGAGCGCCGGGCGGCGGGCGGACGCAGACUCGGCGGCGCUCGGGGUCAGCCCCCGGCCGGCCGCCCCCGCCCCCCGGCGCGCCCCGACCCGGCUCCGCGGAGGGGGCGGCGGGCGCGGAAGGGCCUCCCCGGCCCGGCACCCGGUGCGCGGCCCCACUCCCUCCCCGCCGCCGCCCGGCUUCCCGCCCCCGCUUGCCCGCGGCCGCAGCCUCCCCGGCGGAGCCCCCACGCUCGCUCGGCCUGCGCCCGGACCUCCGCUCUUACCCGGCGGCCGCAGACCCUGCCGGCGUCCAAGCUCGGCGCCCGCCCUCCGGCCGCGCGCCCGGGAGAGGAGCGCCUGCUCCAGCCGAGGGGCCGCGCCCCGCGAGGCGGGACUUCGCCGCCGCCAGGAGUGUCUCGAACAGCACAGCUUAG